UGACCUUGAAGUGCUCAGCCUCUCCAUAAAAGGUCGUGUGUGCCUUUAUCCAUUGCCCCACGGCUACCACGGUAAGUGGGUUAUGUGGACGUAAACUUAGUUGAGAUACGGAAGUCAUGUAACUUCUGAAGUUAUAUUGACUUCUUAUGCAUAAUAAACUAAUUUAUUAUAUAGAGAUUUAUUUUAAGUAGUCUACUGAACGCACUGUAUGUGUGUUGUGUAUAAUGAUUGGCCCGCACGCCCAUACAUUCAUGUGGAUCACUACUUGUCUUUUUAUCAAUACUAACGUAGGAAACAGUAAAGAAUAGACACCGAAGUCAAAUGGCCUUGAGUCAAUCAACUAAACAAAUUUCACUAUGGUUGAAAAUUAUGAAUAUAUGCCAAGGGCGAGGCAAGACCCAGACAUUGAAUAUCCGUUGACAGUGAAAUAUUGUGGUGAAUGUACAAUGCCAUUAGAGUAUUGUGAAUUUUCACCGUUUCCUGAUAAAUGUCGACUAUGGCUAGAGAAGAAUCUACCGGAAGAAUUUGAACGACUCACUACUGAUGGAGGAGAUUUGAAUCAGACUGAAGCAGCGCCUAAAGGACGUCAAGUAAGAGGUGGCAAGGGUACAGUCAAGAAACCAGUUAAACAACAGAUAGCAGUUUUCAAGACAUCAAGAGGCAAGAAAAAGUAUACAACCAGUGUUACCGGAUUGUCUACAUUUGGAAUCGAUUUGAAAGCAGCCGCUAAAGUAUUUGGUCGUAAAUUUGCAACUGGUAGUUCCGUAACUGGGAAUGGUGAUGAAAUUGUUGUACAAGGUGAUGUAAAAGAAGAAUUAAUCGAAACAUUAAUGGAAAAAUGGCCAGAAAUUGAUGAAGACUUAAUAGAGGAUCUUGGCGAAAUGAAACGAUAAACUAGAUAUAUUUUGUUGUUGUUUACUAACGGAAGGUACUUUGUCACAUGUUGUUGUACAGUGCUGUUAUAACUAACUAGUCUUAUUGUCUUGCUGUUUUUAUUUUGAAUGGAAAUAUAAUAUUUUAUACGAAUUAA
Trichobilharzia regenti is the source of this 1030-nucleotide messenger RNA. The record is from the annotation of a GenBank genome assembly. NCBI's taxonomy places the organism in Eukaryota, Metazoa, Platyhelminthes, Trematoda, Strigeidida, Schistosomatidae.